AUGUCCAUCUACGACAUGUUGGUGGAUGAAUCUGCUGACUUGGUGGAUGGUGAUGGGCCUCCCAAGAUUGUUUGGGGGAAUUUUGAGCUUCAUGCCCUGGAAGAGAGGUUCAGUGUAUUUCAUGAGUUUAUGGUGAUCAUGGACCUGCCUCAAGUAAUCCCAGUGCCAACAGACGAAGCUGGUGUUUUGGAUUCCGAUGGAGAGCAAGAAGAGAAACCUCUGGCUGAGGAAAAGACUCAGGGGACACUUAAGCAGAUGUGUUCUUGUCCUCCUCAAGGUGUCAUUGCCCAAGUAAUAACAAAUGUGGCAAUUGCAGCACUGGUCUGGGGCCUGACUUGGGUUCUUACAGGCAAAGGUAGUCUGCCUAAUGGAGAGAUCUUUGGAAUUGUAGCCCUUUAUUUUUCUUCAGUACUUGGUGGCAAAAUUAUGCAACUAAUUAAAAUACCAGGACUGCCUCCUCUCCCUCGCCUUCUUGGUAUGUUGCUUGCUGGAUUUCUCAUCAGAAAUAUUAAAUUCGUGAGUCAGUAUAUCCGAAUCAAAGUGGAGUGGGGAACUAUAUUGAGAAAUAUUGCCCUCUCGAUUAUUUUGGCUCUUGCUGGUCUUGGUCUUGACCCAAAGGCUCUGAGUAAAUUAAAAGGUAUCUGUUUCAGACUAAGCAUGGGACCCUGCAUCACUGAAGCAUGUUCAACAGCAGUCAUAUCUCACUUUCUUUUGGACUUCCCAUGGGAAUGGGGGUUUAUGUUAGGAUUUGUUCUAGGUGCUGUAUCUCCAGCUGUUGUAGUCCUUUCCAUGCUGAUGUUACAGAAACAAGGUUAUGGUGUAGACCAAGGAAUUCCAACUUUGCUAAUAGCUGCUUCCAGUAUGGACGACAUUGUAGCCAUCACAGGCUUUAACACUUUCUUGGGCAUGGCUUUUUCCACAGGUUCCACCCUUCGUUCCGUCUUCCAUGGUCUGGCGGAAGUUGUUAUCGGUGCAGGUGCUGGUUGCCUUUUAGGAUUUUUUGUUUGGUACUUUCCAAGCAAGGAUCAGACAGCCAUUGUAUGGAAAAGAACCUUCUUUGUGCUUGGCUUGGCUGCAUUUUCUCUUUUGAGCAGCAAAUAUUCUGAUCUUCCAGGAUCUGGAGGACUCUGCGUCAUUGUUUUGGCAUUUCUGGCUGGGAUUGCAUGGUCUGAUGAGAAGAAAGCAGUGGAAGAAAUUGUUACUUUUGCAUGGCACGUGUUCCAGCCAUUUCUGUUUGGUUUGAUUGGAGCUGAAAUCUCAGUUUCUUCUCUUGGAGCUAAAACUCUUGGGCUUUGUUUGGCUACAAUGUCUUUGGCUUUAACGAUUCGAGUUAUGAUUACAUUUGUCUUGGUUUCUGCCGCUGGCUUUGCUUUCAAGGAAAAAAUAUUUAUUGCGCUGGCAUGGAUCCCCAAAGCAACUGUCCAGGCUGCAAUUGGUUCUGUUGCCUUAGAUACAGCACAACAGUCUAAAAUGGAAAAGCUAGAAGAAUAUGGCCUGUAUAUCGUGACAAUGGCUUUCCUAGCAAUCUUGAUCACAGCUCCAGCUGGAACUUUGAUAAUUGGCCUGCUCGGGCCCAAACUUCUCCAAAAGAGUACCAAAGUUAGUGAAGGUAGCCUACCAAAAGUUCAUUCACCAGUAUAGAAAAUUAACACUGAAUGCUCUGUCACCCACUUGGCAAUCCAGGAAGCCCCACAGCAAUAUGCAGAAAUCUGAAAAGCUGUAUAACGCUUUGGAGGUCUUCCUAAAACAGAAACCCAGGGAGAAAAAGGAUACUGUUACCUAAAAUCAGCAUUCAAGAGUUACAUCAACUAGAUAUAGGGAGAUUUUGGAGGAAAGCCACCACAAUUAAAAUGGAAAACUUAGCCAUUCCAGUGAUACUGGUGUAGUUUAGUCUGAUUUAGGAAUAGCACAGAAGAGAAUGCAUUUCAGAAUAGCUCUUUGAAGAACUUGAGAGCCUUGGAGAAGAUACCUGCAAAAUCAUCAGAAGUUUUAAAAAAACCAAUACACAUGAAGAGUGAGAUCAUGCAAUACGUAACAGAGGGCAC
Messenger RNA from Candoia aspera, 2045 nucleotides. RefSeq names its product sodium/hydrogen exchanger 9B2-like. Gene Ontology annotation, molecular function: antiporter activity. Lineage: Eukaryota; Metazoa; Chordata; Lepidosauria; Squamata; Candoiidae. The record is from RefSeq and is a predicted model, not a curated record. The coding region runs from base 1 to 1641 and encodes 546 amino acids. Gene Ontology annotation, cellular component: membrane. The transcript is spliced from 12 exons. Gene Ontology annotation, biological process: proton transmembrane transport.